AUGGGCAUUCACAUGCAGUCGCUCCACUCGGAAUCUGCAUUCCGCAACGAGCUCACGCAAGCCAAGUACAAGGAUCACUUGGUCGUUGUCGACUUUAGCGCCGCGGGCUGCCCGCCGUGCCAGUCGAUGAAGCCGAUCGUGGACGACUUGGCCCACAGCCUUGGCAGCGAGGUCGAGUUUCUCGAGAUUGACGUGCACGACAGCGUCGAAGUCGCUCAAGCGCUCGGUAUUGACGUCGUGCCGGUCUUCCAGUUCUGGCGCAACGGCCGCCGCGUCGAUACGAUGGUCGGCGCCAACCCCGCGCCCUUGAAAGAACUCGUCGCGGCCCUGAAAUAA
Molecule: messenger RNA, 336 nt
Organism: Saprolegnia diclina VS20
Lineage: Eukaryota; Oomycota; Saprolegniomycetes; Saprolegniales; Saprolegniaceae
Exons: 1
Coding region: 1-336 (111 amino acids)
Molecular function (GO): protein-disulfide reductase activity
Source: RefSeq, a predicted model, not a curated record